Messenger RNA from Oldenlandia corymbosa var. corymbosa, 3523 nucleotides. Lineage: Eukaryota; Viridiplantae; Streptophyta; Magnoliopsida; Gentianales; Rubiaceae. The record is from the annotation of a GenBank genome assembly.
AAAAAAAUCAAUUUUGAUAUAUUUAUCCAUCUCUAUCCACUAGGCCAGCACUCACAUUCAUAAAUAUUGCCAGUCCCCAUUUGCAGCUGGCAAUAUCUUCCCUACUCUUCUCCAUUUCUCUGAAUACUCAGUCUAAAAUCCUUCCCAUUUUUUAAAAGUUACUUAUCGUCAAUUUUGUAACUGAAACCCACGUAUUAUUUGCCGAGAUUCCCCCACCUCUGUUUGAUUUUCUUAAAAAGCCCACAGAAAAAUUGGCCCCAAGUUUCAGUUUUUCUGAAAAAAUUUGUGUUCUUUGUGAUGAUUGAUUAAUAUGGGUAAAUGGGUUUUUUUCUCACAUUUGUAAAUAAGUUAGUGUAAUUGGGUUGUUGGUUUUUUUUGCUGUUUGUGGGAAAGAUUUGAUUUUUUUUGUAUUGAAGAUGAAGCUGAGAUUGAGGUCACAGAGAGUGGUUCAGGACAGCUCUGUGGUGGCUGCUGAGGUUGAAACAGAUGACGCUUUGAAGCCGAGUUGUUGGGCUAAUAUGCCAUCAGAGCUGCUGAGGGAGGUUUUGAUUAAAAUUGAAGAAUCAGAAUCCAAAUGGCCGUUGAGAAAAAACGUGGUUGCGUGUGCUGGUGUGUGUAGAAGCUGGAGGGAAAUCAUGAAGGAAAUUGUCAAGACUCCUCAGAUUUCUGGGAAAAUCACUUUCCCUAUUUCAGUCAAACAGGUAUACUUUUCGUGUAAUUUCUAUUGAUUUCUUAGUGUGUUUUUGUUGUGGAUUCAAAUUGGCAAUAUGUGACAUAAUUGUGAUGCAGAAAGUCUUGAUUUUUCUUUUUUUACUGUGGGAUGAUAUUUUUAUGUCUUUUCAUGAUGGAGAAUAUGUGGAUGUUGGGUGUCUUUAGCUUUUCUUCUCUUAAUGAUUCAAAGUAAUGAGUUUUUUACGUAAGUGGGAUGCUUUGAGAGAGAGAAUCUUAUCAGGUGAAGAAUAUGAAAAAAAGAAGAUUCUGAAAACGCUUUUGGAGACAAAGGACUCAAAAUAUUGUUUUCAGGGCUAGGUGGUAUUUCUCAAAGUGAUGGUGGGGUAAAAUUCCUUGGAAAAGUUUGUUGAGCGUUAUUCCUUCACUUGUGCAAAACUUUACAUUUGCCCAUCUGAUUUGCCUGUUUUGGAAUCUGGUGACUGCGUGAUUGCUAUCCUGUGUAUUCUUAAAAAACCAUGUUAACCUGUGCAUGAGCUGAAAGAUGGAAUCUUGCCUUUCAUGAAAUGGUGUACCUGAUAAUCCUUUGUAUCUGUGAACAAUAUGCUUUUUAUCUAUUAUUGCUUAGUGUUGUCAUCACAAUAUGAAAUGGUCAGAGUUUUGGUUUUUCAGCCUGGUCCAAGAGAUUCUCUCGUCCAGUGUUUCAUCAAAAGGAACCAGUCUACCCAAACAUAUCAUUUGUACUUGAGUUUAAGUCAGGCGUUGGCAGAUGAUGGCAAGUUCCUUCUUGCUGCUCGUAGAUGUAGGCGACCUACAUGUACUGACUACGUCAUCACUCUACAAACAGAUGAAAUGUCUAAAGGAAACAAAACGUACAUCGGAAAAUUGAGGUCGAACUUUCUCGGAACCAAGUUUGUUGUAUAUGACGCUCUUCCACCCAAUGGCGUCACGACAAUGUCAAAAUGUCGCUCCACUAGGCUUGUGGGCUCAAAACAAUCAUUCCCUAGAGUCCUUGCUGGAAACUACCCUGUAGCUCACAUUUCAUACGAGUUGAACGUGUUAGGAGCUCGGGGUCCAAGGAGAAUGCAUUGCGUCAUGGAUCCAAUCCCGGCAACUUCAGUCAAACCGGGAGGUAUAGCCCCCAUACAGCUCGACUUUCCUGUUAACAAUGUCGAUUACUUCACAUUGUUUCGGUCAAGAUCAAGCCGGUCUGAGAAAUCCAUGUCUGGACCCUUGGAUGAUCGUCAAAGAGAAGAAUCCUUGGUUCUGCGAAACAAGUCCCCGAGAUGGCAUGAGCAGCUGCAGUGCUGGUGUCUGAAUUUUCACGGUCGGGUAACAGUUGCUUCAGUGAAGAACUUUCAGUUAGUUGCUUCGCCAGAGGGAGGUGAGGCAGGACCGGAACACGAGAAGGUCAUUCUCCAGUUUGGCAAAGUAGGCAAAGAUGUGUUCACGAUGGAUUACAGAUAUCCCAUAUCAGCCUUUCAAGCAUUUGCCAUCUGCCUUAGCAGCUUUGACACAAAGAUAGCUUGUGAAUAACGCGGAGAGCCCUGUGUUGAAAGUAUGAAUAAUUGCAUGAUUUUCAGUAAUUUAAUUUCUUUUUUUUGUUUUUACCCCCUAUAUUCUUUGCUUUUCCUCUUUUUACGGUUUAGGAAUGAAAUAUGUUUGUGAACAUUCCAAACAUGAUUGAGUCCGAAUGUUAGUCUCCUUGAUGUACAGCUGUUUGGUUAUUCAAGUGUGUCACAGUUCUUCAUGAUGAACGAUAUGAGAAUCGAACUCAUUGGUUCUGCAAUGAGAUAGUUCAACUAACUGUUGUCAACAUCGUAUUGUUGUUCGUUCUCAACUCGGGUUCUUUCUAUUAUUCACUUUUUUAGAACCCGUCAGGGGUGGGAGAGGCAGAUCUAGAUAUGCAAGUCGAGCAACAAUCACGCCAACAAUCAUGAUGAUCUUCCAUGUCUCACAAGAUUAUCUUAUUCUAUAGCACAACAGUCAUGGCUUCUGCGUUAAAAAUGGCGGCUGGAUUAACUUUAAUGACCACGAAGUAGAAGAAGCCAAGAAACCCAAACCGGUAAUCCGAGAGUACUGCCUCUCCAUGAAUGCUAAAUGUCACAAAGCACAGACCCAAGCAGAAGCAAACUCCAGAAACAUCUCAGGUGACCGAACUCCAUUUCUGGUACACCAUGUUUUGUUCCAAUGAUACAACUACCUUUCGCUUUCUCGGACUUCCAUUUAUCGGCAGCAGAUGGAGGGCAGUCAUUGCAACAUAUAAACUCAAAAUAGCAAAUGCAGAACAAUCACAACAGAUCCAAAUUAUACGGUUCACAUUGUACAACAAACCGUUUUAAGAUUGGAUGCAUCAACAAGCACUUUUACUGCUAGAACCAGAACACCCACAAAGCACCCAGGAACAUCAAUCAAGAACAUAAAAACAGUAGAGAUAUCAAAAGGAAAUGCAUCUUCAAUAUAGACUCUAACGAGUGCAAACUACCUAAAUGUCACAAAAGAAACACUAAGAGUUAAACAAGUCUUUUAAGUAGAACAAACACCACUAACGUAUCAGAAACUGAAAGCACCACUCUCAGAUAGUAAGCACACCUUCCAAAAUGUUGAUUGAUGAGGAAAUUUUACAUGUCGGAGAUACUCUCGAUAACAAUAAUAUCUUCUCCAAAUGAAUCACAAUCUAUCUUGCGAUUAUGAGGAUAAAUAGCUCGGCGUAUGUCAACUCUUUCCAUCCUUAAAGCAUGCAUUACUAGAAACUUUUAACAUGUCCUUCUCAGAAGUAUGGUCUUCAAAACCUGUCAUAUGAAACUACUGUAAGACUAGAUGACAAGCAUUUGGGGAUAGUAGUAGGAUCCUC